AUGGCCAAAGACAUACCGAUAAGAGGAGAGGAGGCAAAGGAGAUCGUCAGCUUGAUGGGGCGAAGGGUCUGGAGUGAUCAUUUUGUUCAGCAUGCCAACAAGUGCGGGCUCAAGCAGAAAACGGCAAAAGAAGGACAGCAUGAGAAGUUAGAAAAAGUUCUCGUCAAGUGGCUGUACCAAGCAUGGAGCUCUGCGAUCAAUGUUGACAGUGCCAUUCUAAAAGAAAAGGUGGACCUUGUGGCAUUGCGUGUGGGCAUCGACAACUUUCAGGCAUCAAACGGGUGUUAUGGUGACAAGCGUAGUAAAGAGCGUGGGACGGCACUAUUCUGUGCUAGUGAGGACGGUUUCGAGAGGCUGCCCGUGCUCGUUGUUGGAAAGUUUGUAAAGCCAAGGUGCUUUGAGAACUUGAAGAUGCUGCCGUGCAGCUACAACUUCAGCAAAAAGGCAAGGAUGACAUCUUCGCUCUUCAGCAGUUUUUUGCAGCAGCUGGAUAACAAAAUGGUGCUAAGCCGGCUGCAGCCGCUGGAUGCCGGCAUCAUUAAGUGCGUGAAGCAAGGGUACCAGAAGCAGUUAGUGCAGCGUCAGCUGGCGCCUAUUAAGUGCAGCGAGUCGGAAAAAAAGAUUACUGUGCUCGAUGCCAUGCAUUUUAUUGCCAGUUUGUGGAAUGCAGCAUUGCAAAGCGCAAUCGCUAACUCGUUCAAGCACUGUGGCUUUAAGCGAGAGACUGCCUCCUCUGCUGGGGAUGCAACAACCUCGAUGCCGCUUGAGGCCAAUGCAGGCUUCACCAACGACGAUUUCGAGGGUUUAAACCUCACCACGACCUUCGCCGAGUACGUGGAGGCCAACGACAACAUUGCGAUCUGCGGCGAUACGUCGCUAGAUGUCCCCAUCAAGGAGACUUUGCCUAGUGCCGACCCCGCUGUGACAUCGGACGAGGACGAGGACGACACCACAGAUGCCGUACCUGAGCCUACCACGUUUGCCGAGGAGCUAUGGCACAUAGACGGCAUCCGGAACUUCAUCUAUUCACGCGACGCCGCAGAGGACUUCCUUUUGGACGUUGUCCAACUCGAGUGA
This is a messenger RNA of Dermacentor albipictus, 1077 nucleotides long. Its product is annotated as tigger transposable element-derived protein 6-like. The record is from RefSeq and is a predicted model, not a curated record. NCBI's taxonomy places the organism in Eukaryota, Metazoa, Arthropoda, Arachnida, Ixodida, Ixodidae. Gene Ontology annotation, cellular component: nucleus. Gene Ontology annotation, molecular function: DNA binding.